AUGUCCGACUCAACCCUCUACCUGUAUACCUCUCUGACCGCGGGGUCGUCCCAUAUCGUCACUGCCACCGCACGUCUGGAGACUAUCCUCAAGGCCAACAAGCUCCCUUUCAAGGCCCUUGACGUCGCCACCGAUGAAGCGGCCCGCAAGCUCUGGGGCCGCCGUGCCAAGGGCAAGAAGCUGCCGGGCCUAGUGAAAUACGGCACCGUCGUCGGUGACCUGGAGCAGAUCGAGGAAUGGAAUGAAUUUGGUGAACUGCGCAUGGAGGUCAACAACGUUCAGGAUCUGGACGGCGUGUCUGCCACUGCCACUACCCCCGCCCCGCUCGACACGCAAGCCGCGAACAAGCCGACCGAGACCGAGCCUGCAACCCCGAAGCCAUCCACUAUCAAGAUCCAAAGUCCCCCUGCGACCAAACCGGCAGAGAAGAAAGACGAGCAAGCUGUACUGGCGCUGCGGCAGGCCAGCUCGGAAGCAGCAGCCAAGGCAAAGGACAAGUCUGAGGAAAAGAAGAAGGAGGCAUCCAGCGCCGAGCCCACCAAGAAGGUAGACGCGGAGGUGGCUGAGAGCAAGCCCGUCGCCGUGCACCGCGGCUCCGUGGCCGCCGAGCUGCCAGACACGGCUCCCCAGUCCCCCAAGGGCCCGAAACGCCCACCUCUUGUGCCGGAGAUGGCGGCGGAGUCGUCGGCGAACUUCCAUGCCGACAAUGUUGAAGCCCUGGGCCUAGUCCAGCAUCAUCGGGGAUCUAUCAUCUCGGCCGGCGAUAAGGGGGAGCAAGAGAAGGCGGUAAAUGUGAUCCGGCAGUCGAUCUCAUCGCAUGAACCGGAGGUGUCGUUAGAUGGAAUUCGCAAGGAGGCCGCGCAGAAGGCGCAAGAGGAGAAGAUUGAGGAGGAGACGAUUGAGGAAUCGAAGCCGAGUGCUGAAGCGAUCAAAGAUGAUACCAAGGAUGAGGAUGAGGGCGAAUCCAAGGAGGAACCUAAGGCUACUGAUCCGGCUCCGAAAGAGGACUCGCAGCCCGAUGAGGAUUCCAAGGCUGCCGAGGCUACUCCGGCCCCCGAGUGA
Messenger RNA from Penicillium lagena, 1062 nucleotides. RefSeq lists its product as uncharacterized. The transcript has 2 exons. The coding region runs from base 1 to 1062 and encodes 353 amino acids. Gene Ontology annotation, cellular component: cytoplasm. The record is from RefSeq and is a predicted model, not a curated record. Lineage: Eukaryota; Fungi; Ascomycota; Eurotiomycetes; Eurotiales; Aspergillaceae.